CCGCGAAUUGCGAACUUCCUAUUUUUCUCGGUGACUAUUUUCUGCUCCUAUUAUACCACACUUACUUUUAUAUUUAAGACAGUAUGAACGCAGAGCAGCAGGCUGAUGAAACUCACGACAGUCACGGCGGUUGUCCAGUUUCGACACCGGAGGGUUACGACUCGAACAAAGUAUCACUGAAAAGAACUCCCUCCUCAAAGUUUAAGAGAGUGCACUCCAACUUCAAAUCACCUCUUCAAGUAACAGAGAGUGCGAACGUUAGCCCUGCAGAGGAAGUAGCUGAGCUGGAGAGAAGAAGAGAGCAGCUUGACACAGAGAUAGCACAGCUGGAGGCUGAGGGAUGCAGAGUCGGGGAACUGGAGCAUCAUAUUGAUAUGUUGCAUGAAUACAAUGACAUCAAAGACAUUGGACAGUCACUCCUGGGCCGUAUUGCUACUCUCAGGGGGGCGACCACGCGGGAUCUCUACAGCCACUUUGGUCUGGAACUGGAAGACUGAAAAAAACCUGUGACAUAACAGUGGUCAGAAUGGUUCCUCUGACCAAGGAGAGACGGCCUUAAAGAGAAAAGACCAAAGAUUGAUUUGAAGGAACUGUGUUGACUUCAACCUGCUCUCGCAGACACAGGUUCGCCUAUUUUCUCUGUGAUUUUUGUUUUCACCUCUUUACCGAGAGAUAUUUCAAAAGAGGGAAUGAGCAUAAUACGAGGAGAAUGAAGCUGGCCCUGCAUGCAGACAUGACAUUUAAGGCCAUCUACUCAAACCAUUAACUUAAGGCGUUGUUCUGUUUUGACCUUUGAGCUUAUAGGGUUUGGAUAAUGGCUGCGUGAGGGUUUAUUACUUUUCUGACUUUGGUUGGUUAUUCAUCAAAAGAGAGAAUGCCUGAGUGUUAACUUAAAGUGUAAAAUAAAAUGCACUACCUCUUGGUGCAUUAUGCUUUGUAAGCUGACAAUAACAUGUAAUAAAUAAGGCUGUCAGACCACCACAGACCAUAUGUUCCCAUU
Molecule: messenger RNA, 1000 nt
Organism: Cyclopterus lumpus (lumpfish)
Lineage: Eukaryota; Metazoa; Chordata; Actinopteri; Perciformes; Cyclopteridae
Gene: swi5
Product: SWI5 homologous recombination repair protein
Exons: 5
Coding region: 84-497 (137 amino acids)
Biological process (GO): double-strand break repair via homologous recombination
Cellular component (GO): Swi5-Swi2 complex; Swi5-Sfr1 complex
Source: RefSeq, a predicted model, not a curated record